AUGUUGGAGGUUCGUAAAUUUUUCGGUGAACACACAUGUUCAUUGGAUGUUCGACAUAAAGAUCACCAUCAGGCAUCCCCAUGGCUUAUUGGACAUGUCAUAAGGAGAAAAUUUGAGGGUGAUAAUGUUAAUUACAAGCCAAGGUCAAUUGUAAAAGAUAUGAGUUUAUCAUAUGGAGUUCAUAUGAGCUAUGCUAAAGCUUGGAGGUGUCGAGAGCAUGCAUUGGCUUACAUAAGAGGUGCACCAGAAUCAUCAUUUCAAAAACUUCCCUCAUUUCUAUACAUGAUGGAGCAAAAAAAUCCUGGAACUGUUACUCAUUUGCAGAUGGACAAUGAAGGUAGGUUCAAAUAUUUCUUCAUGGCCUUAGGUGUUUCUAUAAUGGGGUUUAAAACAUAUAUUCGCCCAGUUAUAUGUGUAGAUGGAACCUUCUUGACUACUCAGUGUGGAGGUACUUUGUUAUGUGCCAUGGGACAAGGUGCUAACAAACAAAUAUAUUCAAUUGCAUUUUCAGUAGUUGACUCAGAGAAUAAUGACUCAUGGUUGUAUUUUCUAUUGAGGUUGAAGGAAGCGAUUGGUGAAGUGGAGAAUCUAGUAUUCGUGUCUGAUAGACAUACUAGUAUAGCAACGAAAGCUUAUAGAAAGCGAGAGUUUUUACCCCAUUUUGAGAAGAUUAAAUUCAAAGAUCUUGCAAUUGCUCAAUACUUAGAGAAUCAAGUGGGUUUUGAAAAUUGGGCUCGUUCUUUCUUUCCUGGUCAUCGAUAUAAUUUAAUGACUACAGGUAUUGCCGAAAGCUGGAACAAUGUCAUUGCUGAGGCACGUGGGUGGCCAAUUACUUGUCUUAGGGAAUUUAUGAGGCACACUUUACAAAAAUGGUUAUUCGAGCAUCGAACUGCAGCAUCAGCGGCUACAGGUCCUCUUGCCACAGAAGUGGAAGCUGAUUUGCGAAAGUUAGCAGACAAGUCCACUACCUCGUUCCCUUUUCCGUCUAGUCUUCCUUGUGAACACGCUCUAGCUGGUGCUCGAGAUCGUGGCAUUAGUCCAUAUAGUUUAUGCUCCAGAUUCUACACAGUUGAAGCGUGGUUGUCAUCCUAUGGUGGAUCUGUAUAUACGCUGGGUAAUGAAGAAUCUUGGGUGGUACCAAAUGACAUAGGAAGUAUGAUGAUAGCUCCUCCUUUAGUGAAGCAAAAGGCUGGUCGUCCAAAGAAGAAACGACGUUUAUCAAAGGGUGAGAAGAAUAGCAAACAACAUAGAUGUAGUAGAUGUGGUGUCCUGGGCCACAAUCAAGUGACGUGCACCAUUGUUUGUCCCCCGCCGUUUAGACAUGCUUAG
Molecule: messenger RNA, 1329 nt
Organism: Humulus lupulus (European hop)
Lineage: Eukaryota; Viridiplantae; Streptophyta; Magnoliopsida; Rosales; Cannabaceae
Exons: 3
Coding region: 1-1329 (442 amino acids)
Source: RefSeq, a predicted model, not a curated record